Podarcis lilfordi (Lilford's wall lizard) is the source of this 20239-nucleotide messenger RNA. Lineage: Eukaryota; Metazoa; Chordata; Lepidosauria; Squamata; Lacertidae. The record is from the annotation of a GenBank genome assembly.
AGGCGCUCCUCGCCCGGCCUUGCGAUUGGUUGAGCAGCACGGCCCCGCCUCUUCGUUGUUAUUUAAAAGCUUCGCCGUCCGUUAAGUUUUUAUUCUGCCCCUCAUCUUUUACGUAUUUUAAAAGCGAGGAACCAAGUGGUACUGGACUACAGAAGUAAGCCGGGCCGUGUCAGUUUCUUCCUUCUCCUCAGUGCCGAAUGGCCUGCGAGUUAUUCUGUGGCGGUGGUGCAAAGGGCACUCUGCACAUGCUCAGGAGCACAGGCCGUGGCUUAAAUGUAAAAAACAAAAAACUCUUUAUUCUGCCGCGCGGCGCACGCCCUCCCUCCCCACUUCAGUUCCUCAGGCACGUUCCCCUCAGCGUUGCGAUCACAGUGCCAGCGAGAGGGCAGGAGGCCCACUCUUCCGCACUGCGCAUGCUCCAAACACUUGCGCAGUAAGCACCCUGAAGCCUUUCCCAGACGCCCGUUGAACCUCUUACCCACACUUUCCGUCUCAGCUAGGGACGCUGUCCAGCUUCGCUCUCCCUAUUCGGCUCCAUGGCAACGGCAAACACCUCAUUUCCCCCCUCCCACCCCUCUUUCCUCUCUCCGCCUAUCCGCGAACGCCGAACCUCUCGCGCCUCACGUCACAUCGCACUAGGCUCCGGCGGGACGCUAAACCCCGCCCGCCGCCGCUUCCCAUUGGCCCGAGCGCCAUAGCACCAUCUCGUCUUAGCGCGGCGGAUUGGCCAAGAGGGGCUGGGCCGUGGAAAGCGCGAGGCGAAGGCAGGAGUUGAGCCGGCAGCCGGCUAUUAGCAUAACCCCGCCCUCUUCUCUCGUGGCCUCGCUCCCGCCUGCCUCCGCUCUCCUCACCUGCUCAGAGCAUCCUUGGUCGCCAAGCGAGCCUUUUGCACGGCGAGGGCGGAGGCGAGCGGCCGUGAGGAGACGAUGGCAGAGAAGAUAAGCGAGCCAUUUCCUUGAGGUGGUGGAGGAGGAGAGGCCAUCAAACAGGACCAACAGCCCAGGUCUCUUUCCCGGAGGAGCUUGGGGCUGAGGGCGGCACAGCUCCGCCAUCCGCGGAUCUAGGAGGAGGCGAAAGGAACGAGCCCUUUUCCUGUCAGAAAAAUCCUGUCAGGGUCGCUGAGGGAAAGAGAAGCAGCCCUCGCAUUUUUUAAUAUUUUUUUUAAAGAACCCCCCGGUUUUCAUGUAUGUAUGCGUUUCAGUUCUUCAUUCUUGUGAAUUAAAUUUCCACACCUUUAUCAAGGAUGGCAUGCUCUCCUGCCAACCAGGUGUGCGAGCUGCAAAGCCCACCAGCCACUUUGGCAGGGAUGGCGGUGGCUGGCACGCGCUCUCUUUAGUAACUUUUUGGGUUUUGUUCACAGGUGAAGCGAGAAUCGCUUACGAAGGAGCAGGAGGGAAAGGAGCACAGGACCCAGAGAUACACUUCCGAUUCCCUUGUUGGAUUGUGACAUUUUGCAUUUUUAAAACACACGCAAUACCUUCCCGGGUAUUUGUUUGUUUGUUUGUUUAGGUAUUCCUGCUGACUGAAGGGUCAAGAGCCUUAAAAUACGUGUCCUGGCAGAAACCAGCAGAUGGCUGAAGAAAUUUAAAUGAACAAUGCAAUUUCUAGGAACAUGUUGACCCUAGAAAUAGCGGGUGGCGAUAGGUGGAGCUGCAAAUCCACUAUGUUUUCCUGCCUGGUGCCUAAGCCGAGGAACUGCUUUUUGUGACCACAGAGGUUUUGUAUUAAAUUUCUUGGCAUUUUUCUUUUUUACCUUUUUGGAUUUGUAGUACAGUUUUUUAAUUCUCCUCCUUUGGUUUGAAAUGAGGAUCUUUGUAAUUUCGUAACGCAAUUUGUACGGGGUGUGUGUAGCCCUGUUCAAGGAACUUUAUUCAGAAUCAAACUUGAAAAGGGGGGAAUCCAGCAGUGAUUGUGAGAGAGCACACCCUUCUUCCACAAUGUGGACUUUUCUGGGCAUUGCCUCUUUCAUCUAUGUCUAUAAGAAAUGUGGAGAUUUGCUGAAUUAUGCCAACAAGGAGGUCCUGAUUUCCAUGCUGGUGUUCUUUAUUGGUUUGCUGCUGUCCUAUCGGUACCGGACAUGGGGACUAAAGCAACAGAAGCACAGGCAACCCCAUUGUGGAAUGCUCUCUAAUUUUCUUGCCGCUGUGCCUCUCCUUGGUUUUUUCUGGACUAAAUUCCACGCAGGCUCUCCAAAGGUGUUGAAACCGAAAUCCAAAGAGGUAUGUUGGCUCUUAGCAUGACAACCCAGGACUGAGAUCUCUUUCCUAUGUUUUAAAACAAUCAUCUUGCACCUUUCAGAGAAAUUUGUUUUUAAUACUGGGGAUUUCUGAAGGGGGAAUUUCUUUUUGAAAAUCAGAUUGCAGGUUUGUGUUCCUGAAUGGUGAUGGAAAUCUACUUAAGCCAGCACUUCCCAAACUGGGGGAGAGGGAUCUAGAACGUUCAGUUUUUGGGAAAUUGCAACAGCUUCCAUCGGUUUUGUAUUCAAUCAAGCUCAACACUCAGAACUAUGUAGCUUGAUAAGAGAUUUUAAUAACAGUUAUUUGAAAUUCUCAAACAUUAGCUCCUUUGUAAUACAUUCCUAGGAUUUCAGAUUCCCCUUCCCCUCGUAGCUUUCUAGGGAGAGGGUAUCUGUCCUAUAUCUAGCAUAUGUAGGUAAGAAACAACAUCCUUCCUUGCCAUUUUGAGGAGCACAUAAUGUAAAUGAACUACAAGUGCAAUUCUGUGCAUGGUUUCUUGGCACUAUGGUAAUUCCUACUGUGUUCAAUGGGAUUUGGUAUGUUAAUGAUUGUAGCCAAUUCAUUGAGGUCAUCCAGGAGUGGUCCAGGAAGAUACUGUGGCCAUCCGUAUCAAAGGUCGCUGAGAGAUCCAGGGGAAUCAGCAAGUUCUCAUUCCUCCAUUCCUUUCCUAAAGAAGAUAAUCCACCGGGGCACCCAAGGCUGAUUCUGUCACAGAACCUGAACUUGUACUGGAAUGAGUGAAGAUAAUCAGUUUCAUCCAAGAGCAUUAUAUGUAGCUCACGUUCCUCUAUGUAUAUAUCAUGUACAGAAUUCUCUCCCUCAAUAUGCUGUGCUUUUGUGACAUUUGUCAGCCCAAGUCCUUGAAGUAAAUGGUAAUCACAAUAGCCUAAAAUGCAUUUGUUUUGCUUUGCUUAUGGCUUCAUCUUUACGCAGGAUAGAAGGGAAGUUGGUACCUCACCUGAGAGCACAAUUGAGACAACUACGGGUUCAAAUCUCAACCCUCCGUGUGAUCCCGAAGUUAUCAUUGUGGGAUCCGGUGUGCUUGGCUCUGCUUUGGCAGCAGUACUGGCAAGGGAUGGAAGAAAAGUGACAGUAAUUGAGAGGGAUCUGAAGGAACCUGACAGGAUAGUUGGAGAACUGCUGCAACCAGGGGGAUAUAAUGCUCUGAAAGACCUGGGCCUGGGAGGUAUGUUAGCAAAUCACAAAUCCUGCCUCAUUGUUCUGAUGUGCUUGUUGCCCCACUUUGUUUAUUUAAUUUGCUGGGUAGCCUGAUCCUUGCCUUCCAUCUAUGCCUUUUAUAAUAUCAUAAUACCAAAAAAAACCUCUCUAUAUAUGUUGGCCUAUAGGCUGAAAUUAGAAUCUAGCCUCUCCUUGAUUUGGGGUGACUUCUGACAGGAGUGGGGGUGCACGAGUUUCCAUUUCUUUCCACAUUACAAAAUUCUUCUGUCACUAUUGUUUAAUUCUGUCAGUAAUGUACAUGAGACCUAUGAAACUGAAUGAAGCCAUAUAUGAUUCAUAUACGACCUACCAGGGACUCGGUAAACCCCUUGUUUUUGCUGCUUAUCAGGGACUGUAGAAAACAGGGUAGUUGUUGAACAUCUAGAAGGACAUAAUACAUGGUUUAUUGGCUGAAUUCAGCUUAAAUUCUUAGAUUCUAAGAUUCUGAAGAAUGUUCAAAAUAUCUUUUCAUGGUUGUGGAGAAUUUCCAUUGCAUAUUCCUAGUGCGUAUAACAUAAUAAAUGCUUGAUCUAAAUGUAUGUUCUUGAGGCAACUUGAUAUAUAUCCUUCUCAUAUACUGCCCUCAACUGCACUUUCCCUAAUGUAUUGACAUUUAUUUUGCAGAGGUUGUGGAAGGGAUUGAUGCUCACGCGAUAAACGGCUAUGUACUUCAUGACCUAGAAAGUAAAUCAGAAGUUGAAAUUCCUUUCCCUGCCAAAACGGAUGGCCAGAUACAGAGUGGAAUAGCGUUUCAUCAUGGGCGUUUCAUCAUGGGUCUCCGAAGGACAGCCAUGGCAGAACCCAAGUAAGAAUGGCAACUUAAAAUAAUAAGGCAUCUACUGAAUGAGCAGUUCUAGGCCUGACUGAUGUACUAAGUGCAUCCUUCCAUCUUGUUGAAUUUAUUUUUUAUUUUUUGUUUAUUUUGUUUUUCCUUUUAUAUCACUUGAAUAACACCUUUGUGGUCUGAUAUCAACUGGAAGUAGCAUCCCAGCCAUCAGCAGUGCAUUGGUGCUUAUACAGUCAUGCGAGUAAUUCCUCAAAUCAACUCAGCCACAGACAUGUUUUACUGCACCACCCAAACAGGCAUGCUUACCUUUAGUCAUUUUGGGCACUUGAAAGAAAAUAAACUGGAACUUCCACUUGAGGUCAGAUAGGCACCCUCCCUACUCAACUUCCAGCACCUACCGAAUAAUUAAAAAUAAUAAUAUCACAGCAAGCAUUUUGAUUAAAAAUUAAAGCCAUGUUUUCCAGUUCUCACUUUCCAGCCAAUUGCAAGCUAUGGUUUAUCAAUUCAGACAAUAUUCUAAAUCAGGAAUGGGGAACCUAUUGUCUUCCAGGUAUUGCUGGACUACAAUUCCUAUCAGCCCCAGUCAGGAUGACCAGUAUUUAGAGGUUAUAAGAGAACAACAGGCAGGGCCAGAGUUGCCUGCUCCUAUUCUAAACCAUGGUUAAGCUUCCUUUGAAGUCUGAAUUGCUUAGAAAACUACUAAGUCUAUUUAAUAGUGUUUCUAGUUUUUAAAAUUGAUUGUAACUAGCCCAGAGUCUGUUGAGUAACUGGGCAUCAGUAUAUUUAUGUAAGUAGAGGUGCAACUAGAUACCGUCUCUGGUUGUGCAAUAGCGACACCAGGAAACUGGAAACUGAGGUGUUUUCACUCCUUGAAGCAAAAUGAAAUAUACAUGUAUCCGAAUAGAAGUAUGGUUAGGUCACGUAGCUCCCUCCCACUUGAACGGAACUGCUGCUUGAAAGUUGCAUUUCCACUAAUUUGCAAAAUGUCCUGGUUUGAUUUUACUGUACCAUGGUCAAACUAUACAUGAUGUAUUCUUUGUUCUAAUUGCUAAUAGGAGCUGCAGGAAGUGAUUUAGGUCAGGGCUAUGGCAAGAGGAAAAGGGUUCAACUCUUUCCUCUGUAUUGACGCCCUGAUGCAGAUGACUCAUGGGGCUGCCAUUAGCUCUGUAUGAGAAUGUAUACAGGCUGUCUCAUGUUAUGCUUCUGUUUCCCUUUCAUGGCUCAUAGCUUUGGGUGGAUGGGAUGGAAUUUUGAUCAGGACCAUGGUGCAGAGUUAAAGAGUUAAUCCUCUUAUUUCCAUAUUUCAGCCCCAGUCUCAAUCCUCUCUGCAUCUGCUUUUUAGUGAAGAGAGAGAAAUUAGAAAUACAGCACAUGCAGCCCUAAAAAUAUCAGAUUAAAAACUCAUUUUAAAGUAAUCUUUCACCCUUAAAAUACAUUUAUGAGAAGGGAUAAACAUUGUGAUGAGUAUUCAGUUUUAUAUACCCCACCUACCUUCAUACCCACAGCACAUAUAUUGAAUCAUGAACUGUUCAAUCCUCUGGGUUGGCUAUUGGCAAGAUUUCCUGAGUCAGUAUUGCAGAAAGGAUCAGGAGAGAAUAUAUCAGAUCCUGUGGCUUGGUGGUGGCCAACCUUAUUGGCACGUGUGCUGCAUAACAAAUCCAUAGUAUGAAAUAAUGCAUUUCUAAUAGUCACUAUGACGGGACGCGGGUGGCGCUGUGGGUAAAACCUCAGUGCCUAGGACUUGCCGAUCGUAUGGUCGGCGGUUCAAAUCCCCGCGGCGGGGUGAGCUCCCGUCUUUCGGUCCCAGCUCCUGCCCACCUAGCAGUUCGAAAGCACCCCUAAGUGCAAGUCAAUAAAUAGGUACCGCUUUAUAGCGGGAAGGUAAACGGCGUUUCCGUGUGCUGCGCUGGUGCUGGCUCGCCAGAGCAGCUUUGUCACGCUGGCCACGUGACCCGGAAGUGUCUCCGGACAGCGCUGGCUCCCGGCCUCUUAAGUGAGAUGAGCGCACAACCCUAGAGUCGGACACGACUGGCCCGUACGGGCAGGGGUACUUUUACCUUUACCUUUAAUAGUCACUAUGCUAGAUAGCCACAGCCAUUCGUGUUUUAAUAACUUCCAUGCUGUAUUAUUGCAAUGCAUUCUGUGUGGGACUACUGUUGAGUAGAGUUCAGAGACUUCAUUUAGUUUAAACUGCCGCCGCCAGAUUCUUGCCUAGAGGAAGGUAGCUAGAACAUAACCAUGCCAGUUAUAUUCAGUCUGCACUGGCUAUGUAUUUGUUUCCAUGAUCAAUUGGUUGCUGAUUCUUGCCUUUUAAAGUUCUAAAUAGCUUGCCUAGAGAGGACUGACUUUUUCCAUCAUGUUUGUCCUACUUCUGAAGCUCUCUCCAGGUACCUCUUGCCAGCUGAAUAGGGCAGGGCUUUCUCAGUUGUGAUACCUGUCCUGUGGAAUGCCUUUCCUGGGCAGGCCUGCCUAACUCCAGCACUGAACAAAUUUUGACCUGAUGUGGGCUGCUAUAAUGUUUUUUCUUCUCUCCUCCUCAUGUAUUGAGACUUGAAUACCCCUUAGUUUGAUCUGCUGUUGCUUUAGUUUUAAUGAUAUGGUUGCUUAUUCUGCUAUUAAAUUUGUUUUUUAUUUUUAGUGUUAUAAUGUGAUUUUAUUUUCUAUCUUAGUCAGUUCUUGCUUUUUUUUGGAAGAAAAUUAAAGAAUGGUUUAAGGUAAACUAGGGCUUAUCAUUAACUGCGUCCCACAGCUCUCUCAUGGGGUGAUAUCCAAUUGGUUUAUAAGAAAAGUUUGGUUAAUUUCUUGCCAACUGCUCAUGCAAGCCACAGUCCUGGUUCAGACAACAUGGCAAAUCAUAGCAUGGCUUGUUUGAGCCAUGCAGGUUCCAUGCAGGCGAGAAGAAGCUGCAAGAGAUCUAUGAGGUAUGGGAGAAGCUUGUUCACAAUUGUACCAUGGUUUAAGGCAGGGGUCAGCAACCUUUUUCAGCCGUGGGCCGGUCCACCGUCCCUCAGUCCAUGUGGUGGGCCAGACUAUACUUUUUUUUGGCGGGGGGGGGGAAUGAAUGAAUUCCUAUGUCCCACAAAUAACCCAGAGAUGCAUUUUAAAUAAAAGGACACAUUCUACUCAUGUAAAAACACGCUGAUUCCUGGACCAUCUGUGUGCAGGAUUGAGAAGGUGAUUGGGCCACAUCCGGCCCCCGGGCCUUAGGUUGCCUGCCCCUGGUUUAAGGCCAUUGUUUAAAUACGGGUCUAUUUUCUCCCCAGGAGUAGGAAGACAACCUGUGCAGUUGGUUCUGUUCAGGGGAAUGGUUCUACCUAUUAAAGUUAGUAGUGUAUAUUUUAGAUGGAAAUGUGCUUAGCUUACUGUAUUAUGGAAUAUGAACCAUGGAUAUUGUGUGCAUUAAAACAAAUAAACAAACUGCUUUCUUCCAGUACAAAAUUCAUUGAAGGAACAGUGACUCAGCUGCUUGAAGAAGAUGAACGUGUUGUUGGAAUUUUGUUCAAAGAUAAAGAAACUGGUGCUACAAAGGUGAGGCUCAAUAGACAUAUAUAUUUUUACAGGAAAAUAUUCUAGGUUGUUUUGGUGCACAGUAAUCCUCUGUCAAAUUAAAGCAGGAAACAAUUAAGGUAACCCAACAGGUAAAUUAGCACAAUGAGCGUGGUUAAAAACACAGGGCCAAAUUAUAUGACAGUAUUAUUACUAUUUAUCUGUUUUCUGUUUUCAGUUCUCUCCUCCCAUGGCAUAAAUACAUAUCUAGUCUACAGACUACAAAGUAUAUUUACAGGAAAAUUAUGUUUUGUAGCAUUGCCCUUCAAAGUCAUAAGGUUAUUUCUUAAGGGCCAAAGCAGAAAGAAAAAAAACAUAGUCUGACUGCUGCCUCAAUAGAUAUAUGCUACGUGGGUGGCGCUGUCGUCAAAACCGCUGAGCCUCUUGGGCUUGCCGAUCAGAAGGUCGGCGGUUUGAAUCCCUGUGACGGAGUGAGCUCCCGUUGCUCUGUCCCAGAUCCUUCCAACCUAGCAGUUUGAAAGCAUGCCAGUGCAAGUAGAUAAAUAGGUACCACUGUGGCAGGAAGGUAAACACUGUUUCCGUGCGCUCUGGUUUCCAUCACGGUGUUGCGUUGUGCCAGAAGUGGUUUAGUCAUGCUCGCCACAUGAUCUGGAAAGCUGUCUGUGGACAAACGCCGGCUCCCUUGGCCUGAAAGCGAGAUGAGCGCUGCAACCCCAUAGUCGCCUUUGACUGGACUUAACCGUUCAGGGGUCCUUUACCUUUUUACCCUUAGAUAUACAGUAUGCUAAGGAUACCUAAAAGUUCAUAUCAUCUUCUAUACAUCAAAUCAAUCAUUGCAUUCUGCAGGAGAGGGUCUUCUGCAAAUACCACCCAGUCUGGUGGUCUGUUGCAUAUUAUUUCAGAAUCAGGCCUUUGGUAAGGCAACAAACACUAUCCUUUGGAACUCCCUCCCAUUGCAGAUCAGACAGGUGUCGUUUUCGGUGCCCGCUAGUGGUGUUCCUCUUUCAAAAAGCCUUCUAAAAUCUUUAUCCCAGUUGGCAUCUGUCCUGAAUUGAAAUUGAUUUUAUAUAUGUGCUGCUGUUCUAUUUUUUAUAUUUAUAACUGUUUUUUAGAUUGUUUUUAUAUAUGCAAUUGUUUUAACUGUGUGUGUGUGUGUGUGUGUGUGUGUGUGUUGUUGAUGUUAAGGAAGAGCAUCACAAGCUGCUGCUCAGAGAUAUGGUGCCAUUUCCUUUUGAGAACUCUGACAGACUUUCAAAUGAGAAUGAAACUUCUGUGAAUAUAGACUUGCUUAAGGGGUUACUGUACUAUAUGACACUAUUUAUCAUGUUUAUUGCUUUUUCUUUCAUCCUUUCCCAUUGCAGGAGCUCCGUGCACCCCUUACUGUUAUUGCUGAUGGUGUCUUUUCCAAGUUUAGAAAACAACUUAUCUCCAACAAAGUUAGAGUUCCAUCUCAUUUUGUGGGGUUAAUUUUGAAAGUAAGUGUUACUUUUUAAAAACAACAACAACUAAGCUUACAGUUAGUCUGCUUACCAUCUAUGGUGUGGUGGCAUUGUGGGCCAUCAUUGUAAACCAGGGUUGAAUCCUGGGUGUGGGGCUUCAGAUAACAUGGCCAGUGGGGAGGCACAGCUGCUUGCCUUGCUGGCCAGGGCUUCAGAUUCAAGCCUGCCUGCAGAAUCGACCAAUAGCAGGUGGGCUGGGAGGCAGGCCUUUCCCAGAGGGCAGGCCCAACGGAACACGUAGGCUUCCCUUGGGUGCACUGCUGGGAAAUCUAAAGCAGCCUGUCUCAACCCCAGCACCCAGUUCUUCUCCGGAUCUUCCACCCAAUUCCUUUGCAUAUUGUCUGCUCUUUUGGCGCUUGACCUUGCUGUGAACCUCAUUGGCUGCUGUAUUUGGGGCUGGGCACAGAUGCUUAAAGAGGAAAUGUUACAGUGAUCAAGGUGCAUAUUUCAAAGUUGUCCCAUUUAAAUUGCUAAUGUUGUCAUACUUCUGUCGUUAUUAAAUCCUGUCAUUAUCCAUCCAUAUUUCAUCCAUCUUCACAACAGCUUCUGAUGUUAGUUAUUGACCAUGACCAGAGAGUUGUAGUUUAGUAAGCCAGCGUAUAAAUAGCACUCAGCCACUUCACUUGACCCUUCACACAAGCAAGUGAGCAAGCUGGGAAGGAUUCAUUUAACUCUUGUUUCCUUCUCUGUCAGAAACAAGAAACUCUAGAUUAAUGCUUUUGGUACAAGCCAGGAUAUAAAGCCAAAAUCAGACCAUGGCCUCCACAGCCACGAGUGAUCGCCAAGAAGAAGAUUCUGUUAACUAUGGUUUCCCACUUUGUAUGGAACAAGAAAUGAUAGCUAACUGAAGACUUCCUUGUUUGUUUUCUGACUUGUGCAAAGGGAGAAAUUAGUUAAAUGUAAGAGGGCACCAGGAUCAUACAAGCUGAGGAAUGGUUGUCCAAAUGUGGUCACUGUUGCUAACAUUUUACAGAUUGGGAAAUGAGCAUCUGUACUAGUAGUUUGUUGAAAACUGGCCAGUGAAUUCAUGGCCAACCAGGGAUGUAUUGAUAAAUGUAAGUCGGAAGGCACUUUUAAUAACUUUUUCUCUUUCUUUCACUGUAAAGGAUUCACCUCAGUUUAAAGCCAACCAUUCUGAGAUUGUUCUGGGUAAUCCUAGUCCAGUACUUUUCUACCAGAUUUCUUCCAAUGAAACCAGAGUCCUUGUUGACAUUCGAGGUGAAAUGCCAAAGAACCUUAAAGAAUACAUGGUUGAACGGAUUUAUCCACAACUACCUGGUAAGCAUUAUGUGCACAGGUUGUCAAUACUGUGAAAGAAACCAUCUACUUAAGUGUUUGCAUCAACUCUCAUUUGAUGCAGAAUUGCCUCGUCAUUGAAGAAAUAAACUUUAAAUGUCUAAACUGUGAUUAACAUGCACUCAGAGUUGAAGCUUCAAGGAGCAUUAUCUUUUGCAAAUAUUCAUGUUUCUAGACUUGGUUGAAAGGUAGCUGUGACUGGGAGAGGAUGGUGGAAAAUAGCCCUUUGCAGUGUAAGUGCCUAUGUUGGUAGCCUUUUACAUCCUGUCCAUGGUCAAUGAUGGACUUGGAAUUGGGCAUGCCUGAAGUAUGCCUGAUUUCAUAGAGGCACAGGGGCAGAAUCUCAAGUUUCUUCGUCACUUACCCUCAGUGGUCACACAUUCACAAGGAUAAAUAGCUGGUGUAAAGCCACAUUUGACCAGUUCAUUGUUACGGUCAUGAGGGCAUCGCUAUCUUCCUCCUUAUAAUGACUUCCAGGAAAUCUUGCACAACAGCUUCCCCCAGGUGAUAUACUGGAAAUGUGGCAUUUUCCUAGUGUAGGUGUUGCUGGUGGGUGGCCUCAAGUUGUGCUGUCUCAGUUUGGGAGUUUCUUAGAGCACCUUUGGGUACCUGGAGCAGUGAGCCCCUGAGGGAAUGAGAGGGGAAUUGAGCAGGCUGUGGGACUAGCCAGAAAUGGUAAUUUGAAAAGUUGUAUGUUUGUGAAGAAAACUUGAAAGGCUGGUUUUGCUUUUUACAGCAAGGGUGUCUUCAGAACCAGGAAGAAUUUUUUUCUUGGGCAAGAGUCUGAUGGAGUUUCACCUUCACCUGUUAAAAAUGUCUUUGCUCUGUCAAUGGCAAACUGCAACUUUUUAGCUGUGGGUCUCUUUACCUGACCUGACUGUUUUGUACUGGGAAUAGAUUCCUGUACUUCAGUAUUGAGGCUGUUUGUUUCAAGUUGCCAGUGAAUAUCUGGGUUUCACAGAUGUGCUUUUGAACAACACCCCAUCAUUUCAGUCAGAUGUGUGCAGAAGAUAUUCCUGAUACACUACUACUACUACUACUACUACUAUUACUAUUACUACUGAUAAUAAUAAUAAUAAUAAAUCAGAUGUGGGGAAUAUUUGGCCAUUCAGAUGUUGCUGAACAGCAACUCCCAUCAUCUCAUAAUUGAUCUGGACACUAUACAGUCGUACCUUGGUUGUCAAACGGAAUUCAUUCCAGAAGUCUGUUUGACUUCCGAAAACGUUUGACAACCAAGGCGCAGCUUCUGAUUGGCUGCAGGAGCAUCCUGCACUGAAUUAGAAGCUGCAGAAGCCACGUCAGACGUUCAGGUUCCAAAGAACAUUCACAAACCGGAACACUCACUUCUGGGUUUGUGGCGUUCAGGAGCCAAAACGUUCGAGUCGCAAGGCAUUUGGGAUCCAAGGUAUGACUGUACUUCUAUCGUUGCAGCCUAGAAUAGCAUUAGGUUUUUUUGCUGCUGCAUCAUACUGUUGACUCAUGUUAAGCUUAUGGUCUGCUAAGACCCCUAGAUCCUUUUCACAUGUAUUGCUUGUUGCUCUCUGAUUCCUGCUCCACCCACAUCCUUAUUUAUCCAAAACAGUCUAGUUUUAACAAGCAUUUUGAGAUCUGCAAUACUUCACUUGUAUUUGGCAUUAGGACACCUUACACUUUCCAUAAUGUUUUCUCAUGUUGGUGCCAAUAAUUUUGAAAGAAAUCCCAACAGAUUGACUUCUAAGUGAUCCCCCACCCCCACCCCCAGAGUGGAUUUAUCUUUAGGUCUCCGGAGUUCUGCAGGAGAGCUAACAACUUGUCUCAGUUUUCUAAUCACUUUUGGGGGGACAGGUUGGAGCUAGGUAUUAAUGAUGUCUCUCUUCUGAAUCUUGAUGAAAAGAUUGAAUGUUCUGUAAAUGACUGAACUUUUGCAUUUUUUCUUUUUGCAGCGCACUUACAGGAGCCUUUCGUAAUAGCUGUGCAGAAUGAUCGCAUGAGGACCAUGCCAGCAAGCUUUCUGCCUCCGUCCCCUGUAAACAAAUCAGGUCUGUGAGCAGAAGAGUGAAUUGAAAGCUGAAAGGCUUAAGGGUCUGCCCAUCCAAGGGUGGGGGCGUGCCCAGUGGGGGUUUUGUUCCCCCUCGCUUUGAACAGCACAGAAUCCCAUCCACCAAUGCCGUAUCACCAAACUUCUUUGGAAAGACUUUUCCCUUUCAAAUAGGGUGCAAAACACAAGCCUAAACCUGUCAGGUGUGGGAUAGUUCUUUGGAUUUCAGCCUUUGAAAACAAAGGGGUUGUUCCUCAGACUUUAAGACAGAGGCGGUAAACCUCAAGCUCAGGGCUGAAUGCCCCUGCACCUGCCCCUCUAAGUGCUUAGUGCAAUCAUGCUUCUAUUUUCUAUACCUUCAGUGCCCAGAAACCCAGCAGGCACCAUUUGCUGGCACCUUCCAUGGUCCCUCGGCCCCAGGGAUUAGAGGGCAGGGUUGGAAUCUGUUUAGCAUUACGAUGAUGCCACUUCAUUCAGUAGAGCCAUGAAGCAAUCUAGAGAUUGCUAGGAAAGAUAGCAGCACCUGCCAACCCCAAAGUGUGCAAAAGUUUAGAAUGAAUGCCAGGAUCCUGCAUCUAUACAACAGUGGUUGAUUUUAGAGGUUGUUUCCUUCUUUUUUUACGUAGGAGUCCUCCUUCUGGGUGACGCUUACAACAUGAGGCACCCUCUAACAGGUGGAGGAAUGACUGUUGUUCUGAAUGACAUCAAGAUAUGGAGACACCUGCUGCAGGCCAUUCCAGACCUGUAUGAGGAUUCUGCUAUUCUGGAGGUAUUUUAUUCUUUUUCUUUUAUUACAUUCAUUAGUCACUUUAUUUUGCACAGGGCAACCCAAAGCAACUUAAAAGCAUGGGUAUGAUUCUGGCUUUUCCUUUUGGGGUGGGGGCUUUGGUUCAGGUAAGGGGUUGGGUUUUUUUUGCAACUUUAAGCUGCUGCCUGUUCUAGGUUAGAGAGAAUCUUGAGUUCCGAUCACCUGCACACCAAACUUUCAGGGUCAAGGGAGGACUGUGGUCACAACCCCACCAUGAAUUUAACUCGAGAGCCAGUGUGGUGUAGUGGUUAAGAGCGGUAGACUCCUAAUCUGGGGAACCGGGUUCGCGUCUCCACUCCUCCACAUGCAGCUGCUGGGUGACCUUGGGCCAGUCACACUUCUUUGAAGUCUCUCAGCCCCACUCACCCCACAGAGUGUUUGUUGUGGGGGAGGAAGGGAAAGGAGAAUGUUAGCCGCUUUGAGACUCCUUAAAGGGAGUGAAAGGCGGGAUAUCAAGUCCAAACUCUUCUUCUUCUUCUUCUUCUUCUCACGUAGCUUUCCCCAAAGAGUCCUGGGAACUAUAGUUUGUCAAGGCUUCUUGGAACUGUAGCUCUCUGAAGGGUAAACUGCAGUUCCCCAGGAUUCUUUAGGGAAAGCUAGCCUGGCUUAUAUUGUAACACUUGUUGGAUCCAGGAAUUAGAAGGAUCUUCCAUACAGCCUACAUCCUCCUUCCCCAAACUCAUGACAGUAUAAUGAUGGACUUAAUAGAAUUGAGAGGACAUUGGCAAACAGGUCUGAUAAGAUUCUUGCUCAGCUCACUGCUGCUUGUCACGUGUAACUUGUGAUCCAUGUUGUACUACAUGGAAACUUAUGCUGCAAUAAAUACUUAAGAUGCCAGAAAACUAUUUUGUUUCUGACAAAGUAUUCUGCUGGGAGAAGCCUGGUCCUGCUAUUCCUAUAAUUUCUGUUUAGAGAUGUGACAUUUCUGGACAUUUUGACACCAUGGUGGGCUUGUUUGUGAUGGGUGAUGAAAUAGGUGUCAUAGAAUUGUAGAGUUGGAAGGGACCCUGAGGACCAUCUAGUCUAGGGUUAGGUUUGUGAUGAGUGAUGAAAUAGGUGUCAUAGAAUUGUAGAGUUGGAAGGGACCCUGAGGACCAUCUAGUCUAGGGUUAGGUCUCCAGCUAUUUUCAGACAACAGGUCCCAUCAUCUCUGACCGCUGGCCUUGCUAGCUAGGGAUGAUGGGAGUUGUAGUCCAAAAACAGCUGGGGGCCCAAGUUUGGGAAACACUGAUCUAGUCCAACCCCCUGCAAUGCAGGAAUAUGCAGCCGUCCCACACAGGGACCGAGCCUGCAACCUUGGCGUUAACAGCACCACCCUCUAACCAACUGAGGUACCCAUAAAUCAUGUGCACCCUUUUAAGAAUGUGAAAUGCAUUAUGCAUUCUCUGUGGGGAAAUGCAAAAAGGGAGCAGGCCAUGCUUCCAUGGUAGAGCACUAACUAGCCUUUGCACAGAAAAGGUCUCAUGUUCUAUUUCUGUCAUCUCAGAUUGUUAGGUAGCAAGUGAUGGGACAGAAUUCUGCCCUGGAGAGCUUCCUUCAGUAAGAGCAGACUAGAAAUAAGCCGAAUGAUCUGACUCAAUAUAAAGCAGAUCCAUAGGUGUACUGAUAACAAUUUGCUGACAAGCUCUUGAGAUCCCUUCUCAUCAUGAGACCAUUCCUCUGUCAUUUGGUGGAGUAAGUGCCCCCAUCUUAAACCAUAUUGAAACUGGUAAACCCCAUUACGUAUGCAAUGUUAUGUUCCAUCCUGAUGCCAGCAAGUAACCUUACCUUACCUUUUGCAGGCAAAGAAGACAUUUUACUGGACAAGACGAAAGUCCCAUUCCUUUGUCGUGAACGUCCUUGCUCAGGCGCUUUAUGAAUUAUUUGCUGGAACAGAUGGUAAAUGCAUUCCCAAAAGAUACAAAGAAAGUUAAUUACACUUCAUAAAUCUAUUUUGCUCCAGUUUAAGUGAUGCAAGACCUGUUGACGUGAUGGAACACCUCCAUAUUACUUUAGCUGCACUGUGGCAAACUUAUACCUUGAUCAUUCAUCCAUCCAUCCAUCCACCCCUAAGGCAGGAGCACACUGUUUGAUAGCCAUGGGAUUGCUAUUGAAAACAAGCUUUUCUGCACUGCCAUUUCUCUUCUGAACAUGUGACAUUUAUUAUUAUUACUUACUAAAUUUGUGUACCGCCCUAUACCCAUAGAUCUCUGGGUGGUUCACAACAUAAAAUUGCAAUAUAAAAUACACAAAAUGCAUAAUAAAAAUAAGAACAGAAACAAGCCAAUAAUCCCCCCUCCCAUAAACCGUUUAAAAAGGCAUCAGAUGAAACAAGGAUGCAGAAAAGGGGAGGUAUGGGGAAGUCCGGAAAGUAAGGUUUAUGAAAAAAUGGUUAUGAAAUUGUACAUGUUUAUAUGUUUGUAUGUCGGUGUACUGUGUAUUGUUUGUUUGUUUUUUGUUUUCUUUAUUUUGUGCUUGGAAAAUUAAUAAAAAUUUAUUUAAAAAAAAAAAAAAAAGGCAUCAGAUGUCUGUCAGCCAAAGGUCUAGUUCAGGCAUAGGCAAACUCGGCCCUCCAACUGUUUUGGGAGUACAACUCCCAUGAUCCCUAGCUAACAGGACCAGUGGUCAGGGAUGAUGGGAAUUGUAGUCCCAAAACAUCUGGAGGGCCAAUUUUCACCUGGUGCCUAAAGGUGUAUUUAGAACAGGGAUGUCAGCAGCAUCCUUAUGGCAAUCUUAACAUGUAUUCUGUCCAUCUGACUUUCUCUAUCAGUACCUAAGUGGACUAUGGGACGUAAAAAAAAAAAAAGUCUACUGUCAGCAUUUCGUUGGAAAGCAAAUAAAUUAUAUUAAUAAAUUGAUAAAUUAAUUGAGAGUUGUUAAGUCUCAUUGAAUGCUUUGUAGAUUGCAGAUGCAGCCUAGAUCCAUUCAUCAGAGCACAAACUUAGAUUUUUAGCAUGGGUAUAGUUUGGAUAACGUAUGACAAUCUUACCAUGGUAAUGAUCAUUAGCUUGUGGUGACACGGAAGUGGGUUUUUUCACUAGUAGCACCAGUGUUCCUGGAGUGACCCCUGGUGAAAUACGAGAGGCCCCACCUGUAUGGGCUUCCAGGCAGCUUUUGAAAGCACUCCUGUUCACACAGGCAUUACGUUGAUCUCACCACCUGAGUCUCAUAAUUUAAUUGAUGUUUUGUUGGAAUGGGAUUGUUUCGUUGCAUAAUUUAAUGAAUGUUUUAAUGGGAUUGUUUUAUUGUGUGAUUUAAGAAUGGAUGUUUAUAUGUUAAUUAGUGUUAAUUUGUGUAAUUGGUCUUUGGAUUUAUAAACUGAUUAGUAUUUUGACAUUAAGCUGUAUAUAAAUGCAUAAAUAAUAACAAUAAGGCACUGUUGCUGCAUCAGUUUGUUGUGGUGGCGAUUAUUUAAAAAUGCAUAAUAUCAGACUGAAGAAAUGAGGGGCAGGAUGUUAGAAACUUGUGUGUGUUGCCAUGUAUGUUAUAAGAUUAUUCUUCAUUUAAGUAGUUCAUUCCACUCUUAUUUUCUGUGCUUUCUUGUAAAGCAGUGUUCCUUUUAAUUCUUUUGCAGUUUCUCUGCGUCAGUUAAGGCAAGCCUGUUUCCUUUAUUUCAAGCUUGGUGGCGAGUGCGUAUCUGGCCCAGUUGGAUUACUGUCUGUGUAAGUUGGAGAAAUGUUUAUAAAAUCCUUCUCAGGUUGUUGUUCAGAGCAGGACUCUCUUUGGAAACCAUGUGAAAGAGACCUUUCAUGAGUCCACUUAACCAGUGAGGCGUAGAGGGGCUGGGGAUCAAAUACUACUACUGCUACUACUAAAAUACAUACAAUACAUACAUACAUACAUACAUACAUACAUACAUACAUACAUACCCCGCCUAUUCGGCUGGGUUUCCCCAGCCACUCUGGGCAUCUCCCGACAGAAUAUUAAAAACACGAUAAAACAUCAAACAUUAAAAACUUCCCUAAACAGGGUUGCCUUCAGAUGUCUUCUAAAAAUCAGAGAGUUGUUUAUUUCCUUGACAUAUGAUGGGAGGGCAUUCCACAGGGCGGGCGCCACCACUGAGAAGGCCCUCUGCCUGGUUCCCUGUAAUGAGGGAACCGCCAGGAGGCCCUCGGAGCUGGACCUCAGUGUCAGGGUAGAACGGUGGGGGUGGAGACGCUCCUUCAGGUAUACUGGGCCGAAGCCGUUUAGGGCUUUCAAGGUCAGCACCAACACUUUGAAUUGUGCUUGGAAAUGUACUGGGAGCCAAUGUAGGGCUUUCAGGACCGGUGUUAUACGGUCUUGGCUACCACUCCCAGUCACCAGUCUAGCUGCUGCAUUCUGGAUUAGUUGUAGUUUCCAGGUCCACAAAGUUUUAUGAUCAGAUAACUUAAUACAAACAAGCUAAGCCAGGUGUCAUGUUCUCUCUCCCCACUCCAAAUAUUUAUUUUUAUUCAGGAACAUGGGAAGCUGCCUCAUCCCAGGCCAGGGUAUUUGUCCAUCUAGCUUAAUAGUAUUCUCAGCAGUUCUCCAGCGCCCUUAGGCAGAGCAGGGUCUUUUGCAUCACCUGCUACCUGAUUCUUUCUUACUUGCUUAUUCAGUUACCGUAUUUUUUGCUCCACAAGACGCACUUGACCAUAAGACGCACCUAGUUUUUAGAGGGCUAAAAGCAAGGAAAAAAAUACUGUGCGCAGAGCAUGUAAGUGGCUCUCGCUUUUCUUGCUUUAAAGCUUACAUGGCUUCUCUCCCGCUUUGCGCAGCUCUCACUUUGCUUGCCCAUCCCUCCUCCUGCCUCGCUGUAAAAGAGGAGGAGGAGACACCGGGACAGGUGCUUUUUAAAGGGAGCGCUGAGAAGAGCCUUCCGCCUGCAUUCGCUCCAUAAGACACACACACAUUUCCCUUUACUUUUUAGGAGGGAAAAAGUGCGUCUUAUGGAGUGAAAAAUAUGGUGAUUCAUUUUUGCCCUGCUUGUCAUCCAAAAACACUCCAGCAGCACUGUGCAGGAUUGAAUCCUCUUGCUUUCUGUUGGCAGGGAGGAGAGGCAGUGUCAGUGUCUCCUCCUUCCUCCUCUCCUCACAGUAUGUUUAAUUGGGGUCUUAAGAACUUAAGAACAUUAGCCCCAUCCCCAAAUGGAUCCAGGGUUGGCACUGGGGUGGAGUGUGUGGUCCCUGAGUAGGCACAGGGCAGAUUGGCUCGACACCUGCCUCAGGGUCAGAGGGGGAUUGUGUGCAGCUGGAACGGAAAAGCAGAUGGAACUAACCCAGUAGUGAAACAUUCAAUCUGUGUUAACACUAACCUUUUCAUAGGUAAGGUUGUGGGAGGGGGAGAAAUCAUAGAAUUGGAAGGGACCCUGAGGAUUAUCUAAUCCAACCUGCUAAGCAUAAAGUGGCCUUUCGAGAGGCUUUGUUACCCAACCAUUACAACGGAUUAGUAUUUUGUAAAAUCUAGUACAUUGCUCGUAAGGUGAAAUGCUUUUUUCAUCAUUUCCUUAAUCCUUCCCUGCAGCUUAUCACCCAAGCCUGUCGUCCUGAUUGGCCACUUCUUUGCUGUUGCCCUCUACGCCGUGUAUUUCUGCUUCAAGUCUGAGUCCUGGAUCACCAAGCCGCGAGCGAUCUUCAGCAGCGUUGCUGUGCUGUACCGGGCUUGCUCCGUGAUAUUUCCACUCAUAUACUCUGAAAUAAAGUACCUCACCUAUUAAAUUCGGAAAGACAAAUCCGCAGGAAAAGGAACGCAGUAGACUCCCUUCUCUCCUCUCACCCUCCAUUCUUGUGAAUGUGGGAGAGUUCUGUCCCAAAAAACCAGACUUCUACUCUCUCUUUCUCAAGAAAAGGACCAAGCUUCGUUUUGUGUUUUUUUGUACAGAGAGAGCCAGCCUCUGGAUGUGAGAUCUUCCUAUAAGGGGGAUCCCAAGUGUGUAUAAUCCCAUGAACCAAGAAGGUAAUAUUUCAGUAAAGAUCAGCCAAAUCUAUGGGGAGGGAGAGGUAAUUCCUACUGCUGUUUCUGGGCGUAGCUCUUCAGAGCCAAGGGAGUGCAAAUAACCAUCUGCCUGUUGAGCUUCCCAUCCCUCUGGCUGCUGGGGCCGUGGCUAAAUGCUACACAAAACUCUGUAGCACAUGCAAUCCUGCCAAUACAGGAGACAGGAUAGCCAGGAAUCAUUGUUCUCACUGAGGAGGUAAACCUGUGCCUUGGCUGCAUCACUUUAGACUGGAGAUCAAAAAUGGAAUGACCGAAUGCUCUUCCACACAACCCUUCCUCGAAAAUUAGCAAAUAAAUUGCCCUGCACAUAGAAAACUAGCACAUCAGGGUGAGAGCUAGGCUAGGUUUAUGGAUGCAUUUAUUUUUAAAACAAUAUGAAGGAACAAUGAAUCGCGUUGAACCCUCACCUGCAGCCCAGGCCCAGGUUUGCUUCCUUGGGAGCUGGUUCAUUCUUGGCGUUUGAUUCCUACAAUGAAUAAUGUGUAGUGCUAGCUAAGGCAGCCUCGCUGGUACUACUGCUAGUUCCUGAGGGUUUCUCGUGCCAGAACUAUACAAAUCUGAAUAAUUUAGUUACUAGUCACACAGACAAUGAAUAUGUGCGUGUAUGUAUGUAAAAAUAACAAACUCACAUACAAAAAAAUAUGUAAGUUUGAUUUCCUUAUACGGAUGAAGAUUCUAAAAGAGAUCGAUGUUUCCAGGGACCACUAUAAAAAUGUUCAGGACAGAAGCUAAAAUGCUGAUUCCAGCAGAAGAUAGUUGAUGGAUUGUUGAGCAUGCCCCAUUAAUGUUAAUUAAAAGCUAAUGAAGCAAGGGGUAGUUCAAACAGUUAACUCUUUCUUUUUGCUGCUAAUGUUAUCUGUACCUUUGACAUUUUCUAUCUUUUAUGUGAAAUGUCCCUCUAUGAUGAGAUAAAAUCCUAAUGUGUUUUAUUCAGCU